Molecule: messenger RNA, 6431 nt
Organism: Oncorhynchus masou masou (cherry salmon)
Lineage: Eukaryota; Metazoa; Chordata; Actinopteri; Salmoniformes; Salmonidae
Product: glucose-fructose oxidoreductase domain-containing protein 1
Exons: 2
Coding region: 507-1682 (391 amino acids)
Molecular function (GO): nucleotide binding
Source: RefSeq, a predicted model, not a curated record
AGCCUGACGUAUCCAGCACAGUCAUUGCAGAACUGGGUUGCAACGUUAUUAAAAGCUGCAUAAUACCGCUGGAUCAUCGGCGUUGCAUGCAUUUAAAUACAGGCAUCCUCCCAGGCCUAUUGAAGGCGACUGGAAGGCUUUUUCACACCUCUACAACGUUAACAGGAAAUUCGGACUUAUUUACUUGGUUUCUAUAUCUGCACAGAGGGCGUUGCAGGAAAGACAGAAAGUGACAUGCCCUUCAUUCGUCGCCGGACGCGGUUAAUUCAGAAUGGUGCGUUUUAAUUUGUGUAUCUAGAAUACGCGGAUUUUUUGGUAUAAUUGUUGUGAUAACGGCGGAUACGACAAUAUCUAUUACAAAUCGAUCAAAACGGAUGCUAAAAUGCGAGGUGCCAGGUCGAUUUGAGCGGGUGGAUGGCCAAUCUGAUGUUAACAAUUGCGUUUCUCCCCGCGUCUGCCGCGUUGCUAUGCUGUGAAGCUGGUCGGGAAGACCGGGCACUCGAGCCAUGCUUCCCGGGGUCGGCGUGUUUGGCACCAGCUUGACCGCGCGUGUGAUUAUCCCUCUUCUGAAGAACGAAGGAUUCGCCGUCAAGGCUCUAUGGGGACGGACUCAGGAGGAAGCAGAGGAGUUGGCCAAGGAAAUGAAUGUACCGUUUUAUACCAAUAGAAUCGACGACGUUUUGCUGCAUCAGGAUGUGGAUUUGGUGUGCAUUAACCUGCCUCCACCUUUGACGCGGCAGAUUGCUGUCAAAACAUUAGGUAUCGGUAAGAAUGUGAUCUGUGACCGAACGGCCACCCCACUGGAUGCCUUUCGCAUGAUGUCGGCCGCCCAGUACUACCCCAAGCUGCUGAGCAUCAUGGGAAACGUACUGCGCUUCCUUCCCGCCUUUGUACGCAUGAAAGAGCUAGUGGAGGAGGGCUACGUGGGGGAGCUGCUGGUCUGCGAGGCCCAGGUCCACAGCGGCAGCCUGUUGGGUAAGAAGUACAACUGGAGCUGUGACGACCUGAUGGGCGGUGGGGGGCUGCACUCGGUAGGCAGCUACAUCAUUGACCUGCUCGCCUUUCUCACGGGCCAGCGGGCGGCCAAGGUGCACGGCUUCCUCAAGACUUUCGUCAAGCAGACGGAGCACAUCUGCGGCAUCCGACAGAUCACCAGUGACGACUUCUGCACCUUCCAGAUGGUGCUGGAGGGCGGCGCCUGCUGCACCGUCACACUCAACUUCAACGUGCCUGGUGACUUCCGCCAGGAGGUGAUCGUGGUGGGCACGGUGGGCCGGCUGACGGUCAGCGGCACGGACCUGUACGGCCAGAAGAACACCAUGGAGGGAGGGCCGGAGCUACUUCUGAAAGACAGCACCCCUCUGGAGAAGGCCUCCCUACCGGAGAAGGCUUUCAGUGACAUCCCUUCGCCCUACCUGACAGGAACCAUCCGUAUGGUGCAGGCGGUGCGUCAGGCCUUUGAGGACCAGGACGACCGGCGCACGUGGGAUGAAAGGCCGCUGACUAUGGCGGCCACCUUUGAGGACUGCCUGUACGCACUUUGCGUGGUGGACACCAUCAAGAAGUCCAACCAGUGCGGCGAGUGGCAGAACAUUGAGGUAAUGAAAGAGGAGCCCGAGGUAAGCCCGGCGUACCUGAUCAGCGAGGCCAUGCGGCGCAGCAGGAUGUCGCUCUACUGCUAAAUAGCACUGGCACCUAAAUGGCUGUCUGGUGCUAGAGACUGGGGGUGAGAGAGCUGUCACUGUGCCCUCAUUGGUUCGCUACCCUAAAAAAGAUGUGAACAGUGAUGAUCUCUCUCCAAUCUCAUUGUCCUCUCUUCUGCAUGAUCUAUUCUGGAAUCACUACGCCGCGCAUCGUGACUCUGAGAAAGUGGAGGAAUAAAGAGCACCUCCAAAAAGAAAAAGGCGUUGCUAUGGAUGCUAUGCUACAACAGUGGUGUAACUGUACCUCUAGAGAGGUGAAUGUUUAAUCCCCAGGGGGCUUCGGACCCUGUCUCUGUGUAUGUCUGCUGUGUGUGAAACCAGAGAAGAAAAACGCAGAGAAAUCAAUUGUUUGUCUGGUAGGGCUUUUAGUGAGGUCCCCUCCUCCGGUGAAGUAUGCAAUAAAUCCAAUCAGAGCUCCAGGCUCGUGGAAUUAAGUCAUCCUAAGCAAAAAAAAAGUGUGAUGGGUCCCCACUUAUUCGCACUCAGAAUUAUGUCAUCCUGCCUGAAUCAAGGGAAUGCCUUUUUUUUGCCUGCUUCUCGUUUUUGUAGUAACGUCCAUAUGCAAUAGACCGACACAUAAUCUGUGGAUGGUGGGGCAGUCCCAUGCUAUGCUGUGAGUAAAACCUAGGCACAUGUUUUCAAUCUCAAGGUCAUGCCUGUUGCUAAGCUAAUAUCCUUAGCUUAGCCAGCCAGGUUAGCGGUGCAUGCGAUAAAGCCUCUUACACAACAGCAACGAUGUAGAGUGAAACAAUCAGUAAUAGUGUCCCUCUGGGUUCGUGCAUGAAUGGGACACUUCCACGCAUGAAACAUUCCCAUCUGCUUGUAAAGGCUAGUGUUUUGUGACUCUUUAUAGUCUGUGUGAAUAUGUAGCUUAGUACUACUAACAGAAGGGCAAGUAGAACAUGGCCUAUUUUUUUUUUUUUUUUGAGAAGACCUCUGGUUUUCACCUCAUCACUAUCCACAUCACUAUCCACACAGGUUACAAGAGAUAAUGGUAGUACAGUAGCAUAAAUUCACGAAGCCAAAACAUUUUUGUAUUUUAUUCAAGCUCGAUCUUAUUGUUUCCCCAAUGUUGAUUGUGUUCUCAAAUUAUGCUACUGUAUAUCACCAUCUGCAUUUGCCUACUUUUCCAUGGUCUUGUAUAAUACAAAAAGUUAAUAUGGUUUAGAAUGUGUCGUGAUAUAAAUGUACUGUAUGUAUUUUAUUUGUUUUUAAACUAUCUGCAAAAGACAGGAACAUGUUUUGAUAUACACACACACACACACACACACACUGUUCAGUAUAAAAUUAUUUAUUUUUAAUUUUGGACUGAUUUCGUACUGUGUCGGGAGAAGAAAUCUAGUUUGUGGGCGACAGUUGAGGUAAGAGAGGCCUUUUUAGUAUUCAGUUUCUCUGUGUGUUGGUCCAUACUGUGGGAUGUCUGGAGACAAUGACUACUUUGGUUGGAGUAUAUAGACAUUUCUUUAAUCAUGUGAUCUUAAUUUGUAAUAAAUGUUGAUAGGUGCAGCUAUUUUAAGAUUUGUAGCUAUUUAACCGUUAUCUGUCCAGUUGGCCAUUUUGCCCUGUAUUCAUGUUUCAUCGAUGUGAUAUAUUGUGUUUGACACUGGGUUUUGGAACAUUUCAUAUUUUUCUGACCAUGCUCCAGUUAGUUUAUUUGGCAGUUGUCGUGCAAGUUAUUUUUUUCUGUAGCUUUUCAACCAACAAGACAAGCUUCUCACAUGCCCGCUGACCUUUCCCAAGUUCUGUAAAUACUAUCUCACUCUGUUGGGUGACUAUGAUGUGUUCUGCAUAGAAACUUGAUGGACUUUGCCAUUUAAAGGAUGGAGACAUAGAGCAAUGUCUAAAGAUGUGCUCUUUCCAACUCUCUCUGUUAGUCCCCUAUAUUCCUAUCCCGGGUCAAUGGCCUUGUUUCAAACAAUGCUCCUCUAAAGCUGCACCCAGAGAACAGGAGAGGAAGUCCCCUGUUGAGGCCUUAUAGGGAGGACAUGGGAACCGUGGUUUAGUCCCCAGUCUUUCAGUCUGGAUGAAACUCUAUAGCUUUACAUAUAUGACAGGAAAGAAAUGGGGACUAAAUUAAAUCAAACACUUGAAGUAAACCCUUGUGAACACUUCACAUUAUAAUGUAUGCUGAAUCAAACUUAUUAUCAUGUAAUAUCAAUGUAGGGGAGAAAGGAUCAAUGCAAAGUAGAGCGGAGUCUCUUUGCCAGUUUGAUCCAGCACCCAUGUGUAUUUAGGCUUAAUCCUACAUCUUGCUAAGGUGCUGUAGAGCACUCCUCCUCAAACCUCUCCUCUGGAACCCCCAAAUGUUUUCCUGAUUCACCUCGUCAAGGGUUGCGUUUCUCUGCCCAGACAUUGAUGACGCAUGCCAGUUAUUACAAUGCCUGGAUGGGUAUUUUGCGUCUCAGAUAACCACAUAUGUUAGAGCAAUCUGGUGCCCGACGGCACAGUUGAUGAGGUGGCAUGUGACCAUUGGUUGAUUCAUGCAACUUCUGACCAGGGGAAUGCAACCAAGGGCUUGACGAUUAGUUGAUAAGUUGAAUCAGGUGGAAUAGAUCAAAUACGCGGAAUGGCUGGUGGUCCCUGAGGAGAGGUUUGAGGAUCACUGCUCUAGAGGCACCUUACCAUUUUCUUCUACACUGAACAAAAAUAUAAAUGCAACAUGCAACAAUUGCAAGGAUUUUACUGAGUUAUAAUUCAUGGAAGGAAAUCAGUCAAUUGAAAUACAUUUCUCAGGCCGUAAUCUAUGGAUUUCACAUCACUGGGAAUACAGAUAUGCCUCUGUUGGUCACAGACACCUUAAACGAAAAGGUUGGGGCGUGGAUCAGAAAACCAGUCAGUAUUUGGUGUGACCUCCAUCAUGCAGUGCGACUCCUUCGCAUGGAGUUGAAUCAGACCGUUGAUUGUGGCCUGUAGAAUGUUAUCCCACUCCUCUUCAAUGGCUGUGCGAAGUUGCUGGAUAUUGUCGCAACCUGGAAAACGCUGUCGUACACAUCGAUCCAGAGCAUCCCAAACAUGCGCGACCUGUCUGGUGAGUAUGCAGGCCAUGGAAGAACUGGGACAUUUUCAGCUUCCGGAAAUUGUAUACAGAUCUUUGUGACAUGGGGCCCUAAAUUCUGCCAGGUCGCAGUUGCAAAUGAGAACUUCUCAACUAGCCUACCUGGUUAAAUAAAGGUGAAAAAAUAAAAAAAAUCUCAUUUUGAAACAUGAGGUGAUGGUGGCAGAUGAAUGGCAUGACAAUGGGCCUCAGGAUCUCGUUACGGAUUCUAUGUGCAUUCAAACUGCCAUCAAUAAAAUGUAAUUGUGUUAGUUGUCCGUAGCUUAUGCCUGCCCACACCAUAACCCCACCGCCACCAUGGGGCACUCUGUUUACCACGUUGACAUCGGCAAACCACUCGCCCACGCAACGCCAUACGUUGCCAUUUGCUUGGUACAAUUGAAACCGGGAUUCAUCCCUGAAGAGCACACUUCUCCAGUAUGCCAGUGGCCAUCAAAGGUGAGCAUUUGCCCACUAAAGUCGGUUACGACGCCAAAAUACAGUCGGGUCAAGACCCUGGUGAGGACGACGAGCAUGCAGAUGAGCUUCCCUGAGACGGUUUCUGAAAGUUUGUGCAGAUAUUCUUCAGUUGUGCCAACCCACAGUUUUAUCAGCUGUCAGGGUGUCUGGUCUCAGACGAUCCCGCAGGUGAAGAAGCCAAAUGUGGAGGUUCUGGGCUGGCGUGGUUACACGUGGUCUGGACGUACUGCCAAAUUCUCUAAAAUGACGUUGGUAGAGAAAUUAACAUUACAUUCUCUGGCAAAAGCUCUAGUGGACAUUCCUACAGUCAGCAUACCAAUUGCACGCUCCUUCAAAACUUGAGACGUCUGUGACAAAACUGCACAUUUUAGAGUGGCCUUUUAUUGUCCCCCGCACAAGGUGCACCUAUGUAAUGAUCAUGCUGUUUAAUCAGCGUAUUGAUAUGCCACACCUGUCAGGUGGAUGGAUUAGCUUGUCAAAGGAGAAAUGCUCAUGAACAGCGAUGUGAACAAAUGUGUGCACAACAUUUGAGCGAAAUAAGCUUUUUGUGCAUAUAGAACAUUUCUGGGAUGUUUUAUUUCAGCUCAUGAAACAUGGGACCAACACUUUACAUGUUGCGUUUCAUAUUUCUGUUCAGUGUAAAUAUCAGGCCAGUUGAUGUAAAAUGGGUUGGGUAUUUAUAAGUUGUUGAAUAUUUAAUGUCUGAAAUUAUAAGAUUUCAUGCAUCUGAUGUCUGCUGAUCGAUUUAUACAUUUGAAUUUAAUCCGGGGGUGUCAAACUCAUUCCACAGAGGGCCUAGUGUCUGCAGGUUUUGUUUUUUCCUUUCAAUUAAUCCCUAGACAACCAGGUGUGGGGAGUUCCUUACUAUUUACUUAAUUCAUCAGUCAAGUUCAAGGGAGGAGCGAAACCCGCAGACACUCUGCCCUCCUUGGAAUGAGUUUGACACCCAUGAUAUAAUUUCUUUGUCAUUUAUUUUUUUUUAUAAAGUGUAUGUUUCAGGUAUCAGCUAAUAUUGGUUAUGUUUUAUGAUAAAAUGGAUAUGGAUUUGAAUGGACAACUGCUGUAUUACCAUCAAAGCUGCAACACCUGGAGUAUUACUACUGCGGUCAAUACAACUGGAAGAUGUGUAUCACUGUACCUGAAGGUAUUACCCUGAGAGCACUGUAGGGGUGCCGUUGUCUGAGACACUGUAGUCACUGUCUGUCUAGUAUGGG